This is a messenger RNA of Coregonus sp. 'balchen', 2118 nucleotides long. The record is from the annotation of a GenBank genome assembly. NCBI's taxonomy places the organism in Eukaryota, Metazoa, Chordata, Actinopteri, Salmoniformes, Salmonidae.
UUCUGGGUAGGGAAUUAUAGCAAAGAUGGCGGCGACCUCAGCAGGACGCGUUUUGACACUUUGCAGACAGUUUCAAAAAGCUUUUAGGAUAUCUACAUCGUUAGCCGCCCAACAGUCUGCUCUCACUUUGACCAAAUCUCAAUCUUAUCCUCAUAGGUAAGAAUCUAAUGCAGAAUAUAACAGUAGUUCGUUAGCUACAGAACCCUAGUAACUAACCUUUCAUAAUCAUGGCACUGAGAGAGAAUGAAAUGGCGACUGGCGAGGAUGCUGCUGAAUGGAUUACCAUUCAUCAUAAUUCAGUACCUGAAUCUGCUGUGUUCACCUCUUUGUUAGGUUAACGUAUCCACUUUUGAGCUCAAAUUGGCACUGUCAUGUGGGCCUUGUUGGUCAGUUUCGGCCUCUGCAUACUACCAUCAGCAGAAGAGGACUUGAGGAGUUUUUCGACAUACCUGAAAAUUGGGGGGAGGCGACAGUGAAGUCAGGUAAGACUUUUUGCCAAUAUAUCGACUGAUCACCAAAGCAAAUUUUUUUAAUAAUUCCCUCAGACUAAGGGACUGGUAAGUAGAUGAGUGUAACAUUGAUUAUUUUAAUGAUUCAUUGUAGGAGCACCAUGGACUGCCAAGCAACUAAGGUCGAAAAGUAAUGAAGAUUUACACAAGCUCUGGCAAGUAGUGAAUGUUGACAUUGAAUGAAGACCACUGACCUCCAGAAUGAAUGUCCAUAAACUAAAUUGAGAUAAUCUUGUUUUCACUGUUAUCACAGGUAUGUGCUCCUGAAAGAGAAGAACAUGUUGCUUACCAUUGAGCAGGAGUCCAAAAGGCAAAGAAUUCAGAUGCCAAGUCCAGAGCGCCUAAAGAAGGUAAAUAUGACAUAGGCCUAUGUCUUCUGACCAGGUUCAUUAAUAUUGAACAUUUAGAGAUAUUCCUAGUAGAGCACAGUCAUUUAGUGACCGUCUACUCCAGUCCACACAAAUGGAGACCACCCUUAUAUCCUCAGAUUGAAAGGUCCAUGAAGAGACUGGACACAGUGGUGAAGGAGAGAGAAGACGCCCUCCGCCUGCUCCAGACAGGCCAGGAGAGAGCAAGACCUGGGGCCUGGAGAAAGGACAUCUUUGGACGGGUCUACUGGUACGGAGCUUCCAUACACAAUACACCACUAUGAUACAUAGACCAAAGUAUCUCCUUCCACAAUAACCAAAUGUUGCUUUUACUUUACUGGCCUUGUUUCCCAUUCAAUUUUCAAGCAUACUGUACAAAAUGUAGCAUGUUAGCAUGGCCUAGAUUGAGUGAAGUGUUGUUGAAUCGUCUUUGGAAAACUAUCGGGGGAGAGGAAUUACCUGCUCGAAGCAAACAAAGGCAGUUUCCCUAAAAUAUUCAGCGUUACUUUACAUGUGUCAAAUGGUAAGAUUGUAUGUCAUUGCUAACUCUGCGAUCAUAAAUGUUUUUCUAGGUACCGGUUUAGAGAGCAUGCCCUUCCCUGGUACAUGAACAAUAGAUACAAACGCAAACGUUUCUACACACCCUUAUUUGUCACCCCCCAUAUGAGGUAAGGAACAUCGUUCAUGCAUUAAUUUAUAACCGUACAAUAUCAGUACCUCCAAGCUGAGAAUCAUGUCACAUCACCUUUACAAAAACAAAUGCAAUCAUCUGUUGUCACAAGUAGUCUUCUUUCUUUUUUCCAGGCUUCGUCUAGAGAAACACCUCCGUGCUAAGACCAGAAUGCAGAACAAAGAGAGAGAAAAACAAGCCGCACUCCAGGAGAAGUUCCCCCAAAUGAAGGCCCAGUCAUCAUGAGACCUUCAUUGACCAAGAAACAUCAUUCUCCCUCCUGCAAUUCACACUGGAGCAUGUGUCUGUAUCUAAAUGAAUUUACCCUGUUUUUUGCAUAAAUAUGUGUCAUCAGCUUUUAUUUAAUGUACUUUUUCAUGUUGGUAAACUGUGGCAUUUGUAUGUCUUCCUCUGUAUCAUGAUGCCUUGACAUUGAUUAUAUGGUUAUUCUUAUUAAAGUGAUAUACAGACACUGUUUGUGGCAUAUUUUAAACCACAGAAUUCCAAAUAUGUCCUUGAACAUAACUAAAAUUGUUCAAGUCGAAAGAUUGCUCCAACAAUAAAUUGUGGG